Fusarium subglutinans is the source of this 1371-nucleotide messenger RNA. RefSeq lists its product as uncharacterized. Lineage: Eukaryota; Fungi; Ascomycota; Sordariomycetes; Hypocreales; Nectriaceae. The record is from RefSeq and is a predicted model, not a curated record. The transcript has a single exon. The coding region runs from base 1 to 1371 and encodes 456 amino acids.
AUGGCUUCCUACUACCCCGAAGGCGAAUGCUACUUCGUCAGAAGCUCUCUAAGAUAUAGCUCUCACUGGUCCGCAGAUAACCAAGCUUCGUUCUAUAGAACCGUUCUUCUCGAGUACUACUGGAAUGGAUGGCCAGCGACUGGUGUGACCCAAAGAUCCCAUCCCAGGUCACGCUGGCAGCAUGGUACACCUUCAGGAGUCGGAGGCACGCGUUUUGGGGACUGGGACAGAUUUUGGGUGGGAGAGAGCCGAAACAAAUCCCCGUCUGAUAUGCUCAGAAUCCACAGUCAUCCCAACAGCAAUAACUGGAAUGAAUGUCGGGAUCACCAGAGGGGAGGCCCCAGAAAGUACAUCCUUCGUCCAGUGGAAAUCCAGCACAAUGAUACCCAGUGGCUGUGGAUUGAUGCUACUAUUCCCCUGAGAGCGAUCUACUUCCCCGUUGCUUUCAGCACAGACCAAGCUUUCCCUAACCUGUGCACUUACGUGGUUGUCGACUUCAGACACAGGACGCAACUUUUGAUACGGGGUACUGAUGGGGUUCUCCGGAAUUUGACUGUCAACUCCCAUAACGGCCUUGGCUGGCAUGAUAAUCUUACAUGGGGUUUCAACAUAACGGACAUCAUUGCCUAUCUUUCCAUCCCACACAAGCUGCGCAACCCGGACUACGGGUUGUUCACAUCCAAGCAGCGUGGCCAAGAGUUGGUUGUUUCCGCCAACUCGACAAUAAUGUGGAGGUCUUCUUCUGCGACCAUAACCCAUCGGGAUUUCUUCCGCGAGAUGGACUUCGCCAGAAUCCUCAGCGCCAAUUUUGGCGUCGAGGUCGGAUGGAGACCAUACCAGCACAACCCUUUCCUCAGGGACCUGCUCCUCCGCAUCGCUCAGCUAGGCCUGGGCUUCAUUCCAGGUGUCGGACCCAUCCUCUCUGUCGCAUUCGGAAUAGGAGUUCAGCUUCUUAUAGACCCCGACUCGUUCGGAAGGGACAAUGUUCUUGAUUUAUCUUUUGCUGUUCUGGAGAGUGUGAUUAGCUCGGGCAAGAGAUCUCAGAAGUUUAUCGCACCAGAUUGGCUUGCCCAGUGUCCAUGUGGCGGUCAACAGCGAGGUGUGCCGUUGACGGAUCAGCAGCGAGAGGCUCGCAAGAAGUUGGGCGAGGAGAUCAACAACCGUCUGACUGCCGAGUUGAAUGCUCAGCCUGUCAUACGCUCCCUUGAGGAGCAGGAGAAGCUUCUCACUCGGCGGGUUGAGGAGGUUCAUGAUGAGGCUACGGAAACAACCCAGGAGGCUGAGCUGGGAGAGGAGCCGGACGAGAAGCAGGAAGCUGGGGAGCAGGGAAAUAAGGACGAGGCUGAGGCCACUGGCGAGAAACAUGAUUGA